AUCCCUUCAGGUUCCAUAUUGGAGUCAGCAGAACGGUCAGUCUCACUAGUCAAAGGUGGCAGAUCAGAGUACGCUGCUGCUCUGGCCUGGGAGAAAAAGGGGGCUUUUCCGGGGAACACAAUCUUUACAAACUGGCUGGAAUCGACCAAGGACAAUCCUGUGGUAAUUGACUUUGAGGUGUCGUCCAUUGUGGAUCUGGUGAAGAACAUGCCUUGUGCCGUGACCAGGCGACGCAACCUCAGAAGGGCUUUGGAGGAAUAUGCAGGCAGGUUUGACCCAUGUCAGUGUGCCCCGUGCCCCAACAAUGGCAGGCCUGUGCUUUCUGGGACAGAGUGCCUCUGCUUGUGCCAGGCUGGCACCUACGGUACAAACUGUGAGAUCCGAGCUCCAGGUUAUGAGUCAGUUGCUGUAGAUGGUCGCUGGGGUUGCUGGUCUGAAUGGAGCUCAUGUGAUGCUUCUUUCAAGAGAAGAAGGACCCGGGAGUGUAACAAUCCAUCCCCAAUGAAUGGUGGAAAACCUUGCAAGGGUGAACGGGAAGAAGAGGAGGACUGUUAUGUCUCUGUGUUCACGGACAAAGCUCCUUGUAUUAAUGAUGAUGAAGCAAAAAGAGAGGUGGAUAUUGUGAUUGGUGAGCUUGAGACUGGAUGCUCCAGGCCAGACCCACCAGAAAAUGGGUUUAUAAGGAAUGAAAAGAACCAGUAUGCAGUGGGAGAAGAAGCUGAAGUUGCCUGUGUGAGCGGUCAUGUCCUCAGUGGCUAUCAGUUCCUUCGAUGUUUGCCUGAUCAAACUUGGACACAACAACCUAUUGAAUGCCAACCCUCAUUAUGCCUGAGGCCACCAACAUCUGACAGUGUUGAAAUUUCCCCAUUUAAACAACACUACAACAUUGGUGAAACUGUGAAGCUAAGCUGUCGAGCUGGGUUUGUAGUCACUGGUCAAACACAAUAUACUUGUGGAAAAGACCUGUCCUGGUUUCCUUCUAUUCUGAGGUCUAUUACAUGUGAAAAAGAUGAGCAAACUAAAAUUAGAGGAUUUUGCAAUCUAGGACAAAAACAGGUUGGGUCUGAGUGUGUUUGUAUGAAUCCAGAAGAGGACUGUGGCCACUACUCAGAAGACAUCUGUGUGCUCCAUGCUCUUUCCGAACAGCAUGUGACGAAGCCCAGCUGUCAGUUUUCAGCUGAAAAGUGCCUUGGAGAGCAGUCAUUUCACUUCUUGCAUGCUGGCUCUUGCCACAGUAGUUCCAGCUUACACUGGGCUAUUGAAAGGGCAAAGCUCUCUGCAAAAAGCUUGAAGAAAGUGCCGUGUGGCUAUGACACCUGCUAUGACUGGGAGGAAUGUCCAGAAUCACAGACGCAGUGCUCCUGCCUAAUGCCUUACCAGUGCCCCAGAGAAGAGAGCCAGCUUCACUGCAUCCGAAUGGAGUCAACAGGGAGAAGGAAGACAGUCAGUCACUGUGUGCUGGCAGCCAUGAAGUGUGCUGGCAUCAGACUGGAGGUGCUGGAGGAGGGGAGCUGCCUGGGGUAAAUCAGUGGCUCUCCCAGUGGCCACCACUGUCAUCCCACCACAAUGGGGUAAACCACCAUAGGGAAAACUCAACUGGUUAUAAAAGGACGAAUGAACUCAAAAAGGAUGCAAUAAUAAUAAUAAUUUUAAAAAUGAGCUAAUUUAAUGGAAGAAGAGUGGUAGUGGGAUUUUUAUUUCAGUUUGAAAAUCACUUGAUGGAAGAAUAUGAGGACUGCUAUUGUUGUCAAUAAUUCUGCAUGGACAGAGGGAGAGAAGGGAGAAAAUAGGAAAAGAGAAAGGAGAGCUCUGCUUCUGGUCCCUCUGGUGUUGGACAAGAUUCUUCCUUUCUUCAGCCAUUUGUUGGUCUCUCUCUUCUCUGGUAACUGGUCUGCACCCUGAUUGUCUUAUUGGCUGAGAGCCCACUGGGCAGACUGGAUUUCAACAUAGAAUCAUAGAAUUAAUCAUAGAAUGGUUUGGUUUGGAAGGGACCUUUAAGAAUAACUACUUCCAAACCCUUGCUAUAGGCAAGGACACCUCCCUCUAGACCAAUUUGCUCACAGCCCUAUCCGGUCUUGAAUGCUUCCAAGGAAGGAGCAUCCACAACCUCACUGGGUGACCUGUUCCAGUGUCUCAUCAUCAUCAUAGUA
Molecule: messenger RNA, 2150 nt
Organism: Meleagris gallopavo (turkey)
Lineage: Eukaryota; Metazoa; Chordata; Aves; Galliformes; Phasianidae
Source: RefSeq, a predicted model, not a curated record